CAUUAACAAACUAUCUCUGUCUCAAUCGCGGUUUCACGGCCCCUUGGUCUAUUUGUUUCUUUGUCUACGAUAUAGUUACUACCUACCGUAGACAGAGAAACUAAUCUGUAUCUACGCUACCUACUUGGUUCUCGAUGUCACCGCCUAACUGUGACAUCAAUUCCAUCGCGCACAAAGAAAUAUGGCAACUCCUUUCUUUGUCGCACUUCCAAAAAAUGCUAUUCCUUACCAGUUUACGUGUUCCCGGCUAGUACAGAACAUUCUUCCCGACUGUACUGGGCGUCGUCGCGUUUGGACUCUACUACCACUUACCAUAAGGUGGAAUAGAGUCAUUUGCUAUCCCGGCGCAUAUAAAAAAAAAACCUACUUAUAAUGACUUGAGUGUUGACUGUUGACACUUGACAGUUGUGUAUUUUUUCAGUAUAAAUUUGCAGUAUAUAUAUUCCACUGUAAAGCUAUUGUGAAUAAGAAAUACGAAAACAAACACAAUACUACAAUAAAAUGACAUUUAUUCUUAAUUAAUUAUCUGAUGUAUAAAAAGUAGUAACAAAUAAAUGCAAAUGGCUCUUUUCCCAGCUUAUAUAUCCCAAGAGGUGGAAAAUAUAAACAUUGAAGAAACAGAGCAAUUGGCGAAACCUAAUUAUCAACCAGAGUCUACAGAAUCGCAGUUACUAGCCAGUGAUUCAGAAGACGAUAAACCAACAGAAAACCUGACAAAUCUUUCAAAAAUCACGCAUCAUGUGCAAAGCGAUGAAGAUUUUUACGUCGAUCGAAAGCUAGACCGCGGGAAUCUACGUGUUUCUACUCUUUACUAUCCCGGCAGACCUCAAUACGAUAUCAUAAGUCCGUGGCCUCCGGGCGCGGUGCGCGAGCGCAAGAGACGCUACUACUCGCGGCGCGCGACGGACGCGCCCGACGCGCCCGCCGUCGCCGAGCGCGUGUCCGCCUACCGCCUGCUCGUGGCGCGGGACCCGCAGGAUGUCUUGCUCUGGGAACGAUUUAUCGAUUUUCAGGAAGCUUGCGGCGGAGCCGAGGCGGCGCUGGCGACCGCGGAGGAGGCGGCGGAGCGCGCGCCGCACUCGGAUCGCCUGCGCGCGCGCCUGCUGAGCGCCCUGCGCGCCGCGCUGUCGCCGCACGCGCUCCUCGAGCGUCUGCGCGACAUGCUGGCCGCGGAAAAGUCGGUGGACGUGCGCACUGAGCUGUGGGAGCGGCUCCUGAGCGCGCUGGCGGCGGCGCCCGGCAGCGACCCCGCGCAGAUCACCGCCGCCGCCUGCGCCGCGCUCGCCGACACCCGCACGCUGCCGCAAGCCUACCCGCGCAUCUUCUAUCGCGUCGGGUCCUAUCUGCGUGCCGCCGGCCUCUGGGAGAGGCUCGUCAUGUCCAUCGAGCUCGUGGUCGCCAUGAACUACGCGCCCGGGGCCUUUCCGCCGCCCGACGACCCGGAUCUCCGCGAGCGCUCCGAGCGGCGACUGCGAGAUCUCGAGGACAAAGUGGCGGCGAGCGGGCUGCCGCUGAGCACGCGCUGGGUGCGCGUGGAGCGCGCGCGCGCCGCCGCGCACUGGCGCCCCGCGCCGCCCGCCGCGCGCGCGCCCGACCCGCAGCGCGCGCCGCUGCCGCACGACGUGGCCGACCUGCUGCUGCCCGUCGCCGCCGACGACGACCUGCUGCAGCUCUCCGUGCGCCUGCUCCUGCUCGCUAAGGUGCCGCUGUUGCCGGGCACGCAGUGGGCGGCGCGCUGGGUGGGCGACGCGACGGCGGACGAAGGGGAGGCUCUGCUGCCGCUGCUGCGGGAGGCGCAGUCGCUUCCCGCGGCGCACCCCGCGCGCGUCCCCCCCGAGCUCGCCCGACGUCUGCUGGCGCUCCUGCUGGACCCGCCGCACUACUUCUCGGACGACACGGGUUACCUGAGCUGGGUGAACGCCCUGUGGGAGACGUGCUGCGCGCGAGCCCGCGGGUGGGCGCGCGCGGCGCUCGUGUGCUGGCGCCUGCGCUGGCUGCACGCGCUGCUGCUGGCGGCGGGCGGCGAGGCGGAGGCGCGCGCGGAGGCGGCGCGGGUGCGCGGCGAGGCGCGGGCGCUGCUGCGCCGCCUUGACUGCGCCUCGCCGCUGCCCUUCGCCGAGUUCGCGCGCGUGGAGCUGCUGGCGGCGGGACGCGACGCCGCCCUGCGCGUGGCGGGCCGCGCCCUGCGCGCCGCGCUGCUGGACGCGGCCUGCCCGCCGCACCACGCGCUCUACGUCGCCAGAACCGUCUGCGAGAUCAGCGCGACGAGCGACGGAGGGCCGCCGAGCGCGGAGGGGGCGUGUGCGCUCGUCUGCGCCGUCCUCGGCCGCGCACCGCCCUCGCAGCUCGCGGCGCCGUCGGCGGAAGACUUCGAAGCCGCACUGCAAACGUGCGAGAGGCGGUGCGCGGCGGCGGAGUGCGAGGCGGAGGGCGAGGCGGCGGGCGAGGCGGCGGAGGGCGCGGGUGCGGCGCUACUGCCGAGCGCGGGCGAGUGGGCGCGCGCGCGGGCGCUGCUGGCGCCGCCGGCGCGUCGGGCUGAGCUGCUGCGCGCCGUACGCGAUGCCGCGUUGCGAGCGGCGGCGCGGGGAUGCGGGGACGCCAGCCGGUACUGCGAGGAGAGCGCGUGCGCGCUGACGGCGGCGGCGGCGGCCGAGGGUCGCGCGGCGCUCACUGCGCGUCUUCUGUCACCGCUGUUCGCCGACAACGCCUACCUCGCUCUCGCGAGCGCGGGGGCGCCGCUGUGGGCGCGAGGCGAGCAGUCGCAGGAGGAGCGCCUGCGCGCGCUGGCGCCGCGCAGCGACGUGGGCGCCGUGGCGUCCGUGCUGCCCGCGCUGCUCGCCGCGCUGCGGGCCGACUUCGCGCCGCUCGAGGCGCAGCGGGCGGCGCGCGCGGCCCGGCGGGCGACGCGCGGCGGCGGCGGGGCGGGCGGCGGGGCGGGUGGCGGCGCGGGCGGCGGGGCGGGCGGCGGCGCGCUGGCGUGGUGCGCGCGCGUGGAGAGCGAGGCGCGCGCGCCGGCGCCGCGCCUGCCAGCCGCGCUGUACGCCGCGCUGGACGCCGCGCCGGCGCACAAGUGGCUGCACGUGCGCGGCGCGGCGUGGUGCGGCGACGCGGCGGGCGCGCUGGCGGACGCGCUGCUGGAGCGCGCGCUGCGCCUGCACGCGCUGCCCGACGAGCUGCGCGCGCUGGACGACGACAAUACAUGACUUGUUUCCUACAC
Molecule: messenger RNA, 3217 nt
Organism: Nymphalis io (European peacock)
Lineage: Eukaryota; Metazoa; Arthropoda; Insecta; Lepidoptera; Nymphalidae
Exons: 14
Coding region: 555-3203 (882 amino acids)
Biological process (GO): negative regulation of RNA catabolic process; regulatory ncRNA-mediated post-transcriptional gene silencing
Cellular component (GO): catalytic step 2 spliceosome
Source: RefSeq, a predicted model, not a curated record